This is a messenger RNA of Cavia porcellus (domestic guinea pig), 2742 nucleotides long. RefSeq names its product beta-1,4-N-acetyl-galactosaminyltransferase 2 (SID blood group) (gene B4galnt2). Gene Ontology annotation, biological process: UDP-N-acetylgalactosamine metabolic process; UDP-N-acetylglucosamine metabolic process. The coding region runs from base 273 to 1715 and encodes 480 amino acids. The record is from RefSeq and is a predicted model, not a curated record. Gene Ontology annotation, cellular component: Golgi membrane. Lineage: Eukaryota; Metazoa; Chordata; Mammalia; Rodentia; Caviidae. The transcript is spliced from 11 exons. Gene Ontology annotation, molecular function: acetylgalactosaminyltransferase activity.
GCCAGGGUCUUCCUGGCCUUUUGACCUCUCCAGUGCUUUCAGGCUUCCAGCGCAGACCCUUAGGUUUUUGGCUUAGACUCAUACAUGACUCUGCAGUGGGCUCAGGCUUUGAGCUUGGCCUGGAUCCUCCGCCCUCCAGCGAAUAGACGGCCAUUCCGCCCUCUCCACCCCGAUGCUGCAGGUGGCCAUUGUAAGCCUCCUUCUUUAGGGCCCUAUGGCUCCUCAAGAGGUUGGUGCUGAUCCUGGGACUCAGCCUUGGUGUCCUUGUCAUCAUGCUCAGAAGCAACAUCCUUCAAGUGAUGCUGGCCAGCCCCGAGCCUGAGCACCUGCCGCCCACCCUCGAUGCCCCUGUCCUCAGCCUCCUGCCUGAGCAGCAUCUCCGGGGCCUGUUCUCCCUCAGUGGGCUCUGGCUGUUCCCUAAAAACCAGUGCACAUGUGCAAACACCCAGAGUCGAGGAGGAUACAACUUCCGGAGCGCCUACAAGGAGAAAGACCUCCCCGCCGUGGACGCCAGGAGGCAGGCGGAGUACAAACACUUCCAGAGAAGAGAGGGGCUACCAGAGCCCCCGCCGCUGCUGGCCCAGCCCAACUUGCCCUUUGGGUACCCGGUGCACGGCGUGGCUCUGAUGCCCCUGCACACCACGCGCAUCCCAGGUCUCCAAUUCGAAGGGCCAGAAGUCCCAGUCUAUGAGGUCACGCUGACGGCCACUCUGGGGACACUGAACACCCUUGCUGAUGUCUCGGACGGCGUGGUGCAGGGCAGGGGCCAGAAGCGGCUGAACAUUUCCACCAGUGACCGGAAGCUGCUGAACUUCGUCCUGCGUCACGUGACCUACACAAGCACCAGCUAUCAGCACAACCGCGUGGACGUGGUGAGCUUGGAAUCCAGGUCUGCAGUCGCCAAGUUCCCUGUGAGCAUCCGCUACCCCCCCAUCCCCAAGCUGUACGACCCGGGACCAGAGAGAAAGCUGCGGAACCUGGUGACCAUUGCCACCAAGACUUUCCAGCGCCCCCACAAGCUGCAGGCCCUGCUGCGGAGCAUCCGGGAGUUCUACCCAGACCUCACGGUGAUCGUGGCUGACGACAGUGACCGGCCCGUGAAGAUCGAUGAUCCACAUGUGGAGCACUACAUCAUGCCCUUUGGGAAGGGCUGGUUUGCGGGGCGGAACCUGGCCAUCUCGCAGGUCACCACCAAGUACGUCCUCUGGGUGGACGACGACUUCCUCUUCACUCCCAAGAGCAGGAUCGAGAGGCUGGUGGAGGUGCUGGAGGGCACGGAGCUGGACGUGGUGGGCGGCAGCGUGCAGGGAAAUGUCUUCCAGUUCAAGCUGUUCCUGGAGCAGAGCGAAGACGGGGACUGCAUUCACCGGAGGUCGGGGUCCUUCCAGCCCCUGGAUGGCUUCCCUGGCUGCGUGGUGACCAGCGGGGUGAUCAACUUCUUCCUGGCCCACACCGAGCGGCUGCAGAGAGUUGGCUUCGAUCCCCGCCUGCAGCGGGUGGCUCACCUAGAGUUCUUUAUAGACGGGCUGGGCAGCCUGCUGGUGGGCUCGUGCCCGGAGGUGGUCAUGGGUCACCAGCCCCGCGUGCAGGCCAAAGACGUGGAGCUGGCGGCGCUGGAGAAGAACUACAGCAGCUACCGGGCCAACACCCGCGAGCAGGUCCAAUUCAAACUGGCGCUGCACUACUUCAAGAACCGUUUCCUCUGCUCCACAUAAAGCGCAGGCCUGAUUGGCUGUGGGCAUCUGAGACUACCAAUGAGCCGACUCAGGGCAAGCGGAUGGGCCAAUCAACGUUUACGGGUUAUUAGGAAUGGACCAAUCAGUGAUCAGAGCAGCAGGGAGCAAGUAGAUUACAAGCCUUUUGGAAGCGUUCGCACUUGGAGACUGGGCUCCUGCGUCCCGCGCUGCAGGACCGGUGGCUGCGGGCGCCUGGCGGGUUUUUCGGUGGGAACCCUCUAAGCCCCAGAGCCGUGGACUCCGGUCCCGCCAACCGCACAUUUUCAUGUCCUUCUGUCUCGUGGACUCAAACAAAACAAAACACAACUGUGACCAACCAGCCUCAUUGCCAUAAAGUGACAGCUGGGUCAGCCGUGGUGACAGAAAGUGGACAUCUCUUGGGACGAAGGUCGGCAAAGCGGGGUUGGGGAGCAGGCCGUGGGUCCCCCCGGCAACCGGGGGUGGGUGGUGGGGGGCCGUGGACGCAGUUACCCAAGAGUUCUUGAGCGCACAAAACCAGCAGGGAGCCAGGCGCGGUGGCUCACAGCAGUAAUCCCAGCACUGGGAGGCUGCAGGAGGAUCUCAACUUCAAGCCCAGCCCGUGCAAUUUAGUGACUUUGUAAGAGCCUGCUUCAAAAUAAAAUAUUUUUCAAAGGCUGGGGAAGUGGCUCAGUGCGAAGGUCCAAAGUUCAGUCCCCAGUGCCAGGAAAAGCAAAAGGAAACAAACACCUGGACCUUAAAGAUAGCCUUCGCCUUGGCUAACUUGCAAACAUAAGUGACACCUAAUUUGGGUCAUUUUGAGUAAAUUCUUACGUUAAAAACAAAACUUACUCCCAGCUAGUCACAAGCAGCUAAAGAACAUGGGUGUGUGAAUUGCUUCUCUCUUUUUUGGUACCGAGGAUUGAACUCAUGACCAUGCACUUGCAAGCAGGCACUUACGCUUCUGAGCUAAAUCCUUGGCUGUGAAUCCCUGGCUGCUUCUUAAUUUAAAUAAUUUUAAGUAAUUUAAAUAAAAUCCUUAGAACUA